GUCUCACACAAUACUCCCCUCUCUCUCUCUUUCAGAACUCUUAAAGAACUUUUUUCUCUACAAAAAGAAAAAAAUGGGGGCAAAAGUAAUGACAUCGAUGGUGCUUAUGGUGGUAGCUGCGCUGAUGGCGACCACAGUAAACGCGAAAAUCCCGGGAGUUUACACCGGAGGUCCCUGGAUCAACGCACACGCCACCUUCUACGGUGAAGCUGACGCUUCCGGCACUAUGGGUGGUGCCUGCGGGUACGGGAAUUUGUACAGCCAAGGUUACGGUGUGAACACGGCGGCUUUAAGUACGGCCUUAUUCAACAAUGGUUUGAGCUGUGGGGCUUGCUUUGAGCUCAAAUGUGUCAAUGAUCCAGGCUGGUGUCUUCCAGGAAACCCAUCGAUUCUUAUUACCGCUACUAAUUUCUGUCCACCUAACUUUGCUCAAGCUAGCGACAAUGGUGGUUGGUGUAACCCUCCUCGUGAGCACUUUGAUCUCGCCAUGCCUAUGUUUCUAUCCAUUGCUAAGUAUAAGGCCGGUAUUGUCCCAGUUUCUUACCGCAGGAUCCCAUGUAGAAAGAAGGGAGGUAUGAGAUUCACAAUCAAUGGAUCAAAGUACUUCAACUUGGUGCUGGUCACUAACGUAGCUGGAGCCGGAAACGUCCAGAUGGUGAGUGUUAAAGGAAGCAACACAGGUUGGUUAGGUCUUAGCCGGAACUGGGGACAAAACUGGCAAUCCAACGCAAUUCUUGCCGGCCAGUCUCUUUCCUUCCGAGUCAAAACCUCCGAUGGCCGAAGCUCCACUUCCAACAACAUCGUUCCGAGCAACUGGCAGUUUGGUCAGACUUUCUCCGGCAAGAAUUUCCGCGUCUGAUUUGUAGAAAAUAAAAAUAAAUCUACGGAACACAUAUUGAAGAUUUUUCUAAUAUAUAGUGUCAUUAAUUCUCUUAAGUUAAGUUCCGGUUUGUAAUUGGAGUUUUACCAUUAUUCCCGUAUUUUCUCUGUGAAAGUAUUGGGGUUGCUUGGUGUGGAAGUUAGGUUUUUGUUACAAAACAGUUAGCCUUUUAGUGUGAUGUGUCCUGUUUGGUUAUGUAGAGAGGCUGAAGCAGCUUCAAAAAGAAAUGGUUGAGAUAAAGUUAAAUGCUGCCCGCAGCUCUCCUUUACGCUAUGAUUGUAUUAACUAUAUAUAUGAUAUAAAAACUUGGAUUUAUAUAAAUAAA
Molecule: messenger RNA, 1205 nt
Organism: Raphanus sativus (radish)
Lineage: Eukaryota; Viridiplantae; Streptophyta; Magnoliopsida; Brassicales; Brassicaceae
Product: expansin-A9
Exons: 3
Coding region: 74-859 (261 amino acids)
Biological process (GO): plant-type cell wall organization
Cellular component (GO): extracellular region
Source: RefSeq, a predicted model, not a curated record